GUUUAUUCACUAUUCCGUUUGGUUGAUUUUGUAGCCCUACAUGUACUUUUUCUACUUUAAAACCUAUAAUAUUUUAAGAAGAAACAAACUUAAACCGUACAAACAAACCAACCACCCCAACCGAAAUAAUGAACGACGAACCAUUAUCACCGGCUGGGCGGUUAUUCGUACAACCGGCGACUCACCAGAUCAUCAACUGCACUCUAGGCCUCGAACAACCGCUCAGUUUGGAUGCCGCUAAACACGUCGUCUCCAACUCUCUCAUGAUCCAGCACCCUAGGUUUUCCAGCCUUUUGGUCACAGACAACAACGGCCGCGAGUACUGGCGGAAAACCGAACUCAACAUCGAUCGUCACAUCAUCCUCCGUCCAGAUCCCAUCGGAGAAGCUGUUUCCGAUGAAGCAGCGAUCAACGAUUACGUUGCGGAUCUCACGGUUUCAUCGCCGUUGAGUUAUGAUAAACCGCUGUGGGAGAUUCAUCUGUUACCGGCGCAUAAGUGUGUGGUGUUGCGUAUUCACCACGCGCUCGGUGACGGAAUUUCGCUCAUGUCGUUGAUGUUAACGCUAACGAGGAAAUUAGAUGAUCCGGAUCAAACGCCUGCGAUCGAACCGUUAGUUUCCUCGAAACGAAAACGGAAUGAAAACGAAACCCUAGGGGAGUUUAUAAAGGUGUUGAAGAUGAUUUGCUUUAGUUUGAUAUAUGUGAUUGAGUUUAUAAUGAGGGGAGUGUGGGUCAACGACGGGAAGACGGUGGUCAGAGGCGGCGAAGGGGUGGAGAUGUGGCCGAGAAAGCUUGUUACGGCGAGGUUUAGGGUGGAGGAUAUGAAGACGGUGAAGAACGCCGUUAGUGACGCGACGAUAAAUGAUGUACUUUUUGGCGUAAUAUCACUGGGACUAUCAAAAUAUUUGGGCAAGCGAUCGCCAGAUUCUCUUCAAGAAGGCCUUCGAAUCACCGGUGUCGCUUUGGUUAAUCUAAGACCAUCACCCGGACUCCAGGAUAUAAAAGAAUUAAUGAAGAAAAAUGCAGCAGGGACAGGGUGGGGAAAUAAAAUUGGUAUCAUCCUGCUACCAGUUUACUACCAUAGAAAUGGAUCAGAUCCACUUCAAUAUUUGAAGAGAGCCAAAACCAUGCUUGAUAGGAAGAAGCUCUCUUUGGAGGCUGUUCUAUCACACCAGAUAGGACACUUUGUUAUGAAGUUUUUUGGAGCAAAGGUUGCGAGCAUGCUUAAUUACAGGGUAGUAUGUAACACUAGUUUCACGAUUUCGAAUGUAGUGGGGCCAAGAGAAGAUAUCACUAUUGCAGGCAUCCCGGUUACGUAUAUGAGGACAACAUCAUCAGCUUUAUCACACGCAAUUACAAUGCAUAUGCUGAGUUAUUCUGGAAAAGCUGAUAUGCAGAUUCUAGUAGCUAAAGACCUCAUUCCUGACCCUGAAAAUUUGGCUAAAUGUUUUGAAGAUGCACUACUCGAAAUGAAAGAAGCCUCACUACAAAUAUGACCAAAUUCUUUUCAAAUUUCCAUAUAAAAAAAGUAGUCGACUGUGAAAGAUCCAAUAUUCUUUGCUAUAUCCCUGUCAAAAAAGUUUGUGUAAUAUCCGAGGUUUGAUUUUGGAUGGGGGGUGUCUUAUCAUUUACGGAUCGUCAACCUGUAUAAUGUUGGUUUGCGAAUUUAAAUAAUACUAGUGACUUAGGCGGUGUUUGGAUUAA
This is a messenger RNA of Helianthus annuus (common sunflower), 1704 nucleotides long. Its product is annotated as O-acyltransferase WSD1. Bases 129 to 1496 code for a protein of 455 amino acids. Gene Ontology annotation, cellular component: plasma membrane. Gene Ontology annotation, biological process: triglyceride biosynthetic process. Gene Ontology annotation, molecular function: long-chain-alcohol O-fatty-acyltransferase activity; diacylglycerol O-acyltransferase activity. The record is from RefSeq and is a predicted model, not a curated record. NCBI's taxonomy places the organism in Eukaryota, Viridiplantae, Streptophyta, Magnoliopsida, Asterales, Asteraceae. The transcript is spliced from 6 exons.